AUGCUAGACCAUGAGUCUCUUCGACAGUGUCAGUGGUGUCUCAAGUCUAAGCUGAGGGAGAAGUUCCAAACUGUCUUCGAGGGAAUUGCUAGAGCUGAAAAAGUCCCACUUAAUCAGAUCUACACAGAGCUCUACAUCACAGAAGGAGGGCCUGCAGAGGUCAAUGAUGAACAUGAGGUCAGACAGAUUAAAACAGCAUCCAGCAAACCAGACAGACCAGAAAUGACAAUCAGACAAGAAGACAUCUUUAAAGGCUCACCCCAAAGAAUCAAACAAAUCAGAACAGUGUUAACAAAGGGAGUGGCUGGCAUUGGGAAAACAGUCUUAACUCAGAAGUUCAUUUUGGACUGGGCUGAAGACAAAGCCAACCAGGACAUUAAGUUUAUAUUUCCAUUCACUUUCAGAGAGCUGAAUGUGGUGAAGGAGGAAAGGUUCAGCUUAGUGGAACUUGUUCAUCACUUCUUUACUGAAACCAAAGAAGCCAGAAUGUCAAAAUUUGAUGAGUUCCAGGUUGUGUUCAUAUUUGAUGGUCUGGAUGAGUCUCUACUUUCUCUGGACUUCCACAACACUGAUACCCUAACUGAUGUUCAACAGUCCACCUCAGUGGAUGUGUUGCUGACAAACCUCAUAAGGGCGAAACUGCUUCCCUCUGCUCGCCUCUGGAUAACCACACGACCUGCAGCAGCCAAUCAGAUUCCUCCUGACUAUGUUGACAUGGUGACAGAGGUCAGAGGAUUCACUGACCCGCAGAAAGAGGAGUAUUUCAUGAAGAGAUUCAGAGAUGAGGAGCAGGCCAGCAGGAUCAUCCCCCACAUCAAGACAUCACGAAGCCUCCACAUCAUGUGCCACAUCCCAGUCUUCUGCUGGAUCACUGCUACAGUUCUGGAGGAUGUGCUGAAAACCAGAGAGGGAGGACAGCUGCCCAAGACCCUGACUGAGAUGUACACCCACUUCCUGGUGGUUCAGACCAAAGUGAAGAAGGUCAAGUAUGAUGGAGGAGCUGAGACAAAUCCACACUGGAGUCCAGAGAGCAGGAAGAUGAUUGAGUCUCUGGGAAAACUGGCUUUUGAUCAGCUGCAAAAAGGAAACAUGAUCUUCUAUGAAUCAGACCUGACAGAGUGUGGCAUCGAUAUCAGAGCAGCCUCAGUGUACUCAGGAGUGUUCACACAGAUCCUUAAAAAAGAGAGGGGACUGUACCAGGACAAGGUGUUCUGCUUCAUCCAUUUGAGUGUUCAGGAGUUUCUGGCUGCUCUUCAUGUUCAUCUAAGGUUAAUAAAAUCUAAAGUCAACCUGCUGGAAGAACAACCAACCCCCCAACAGUCUGAAAGAAUAGAAGAAUCUGUACAGACACAUGUCUAUCAGAAUGCUGUGGACAAGGCUUUACAGAGUCCAGAUGGUCACCUGGACUUGUUCCUUCGUUUCCUCCUGGGUCUUUCACUGCAGACCAACCAGGCUCUCCUACAAGGUCUGCUCAAACAGACAGAAAGUAGUUCACAGAUCAAUCAGGAAACAGUCCAGUACAUAAAGGAAAAGCUCACUGAUAAUCUGUCUGCAGAGAAAAGCAUUAAUCUGUUCCACUGUCUGAAUGAACUGAACGACCAUUCUCUAGUGGAGGAGAUCCAGCAGCCCCUGAGAUCAGGAAGUCUCUCCACAGAUAAACUGUCUCCUGCUCAGUGGUCAGCUCUGGCCUUCAUUUUACUGUCAUCAGAAAAAGAUCUGAAUGCGUUUGACCUGAAGAAAUACUCUGCUUCAGACGAGGCUCUUCUGAGGCUGCUGCCAGUGGUCAAAGCCUCCAACAAAGCUCUACUGAGUGACUGUAACCUCUCAGAGAAAAGCUAUGGAGCUCUGUCCUCAGUUCUCAGCUGCCACUCCUGUAGCUUGCGAGAGUUGGACCUGAACAACAAUGACCUGCAGGACUCAGGACUGAAUCUUCUAUCUGUUGGACUGGAGAGUCCACAUUGCAAACUGGAAACUCUCAGGCUGAAUGGCUGUAACCUCUCGGAGAGAAGCUGUGGAGCUCUGAUCAGAGUUAUUCAAUCCUCUAAUCUCAGGGAGCUGGAUCUGGGUAACAACAACUUGCAGGAUUCAGGAGAAAAACUACUCUCAGCUGGAUCGGAGAGUCCACAUUGUAAACUGGAGUCUCUUAGGCGACGAAGACUGGACAGGCCCCUCGGACCCUCCAGCGGAGACAGAAGGCUGAGCGGGCCCCUCGGACCCUCCAGCGGAGACAGAAGGCUGAACGGGCCCCUCGGACCCUCCAGUGGAGACAGAAGGCUGAACGGGCCCCUCGGACCCUCCAGCGGAGACAGGUUGCUGAACGGGCCCCUCGGACCCUCCAGCGGAGGCAGAAGGGUGAAAGGGCCCCUCGGACCCUCCAGCGGAGACAGAAGACGGCUCGAGCGGUUCUCCAGAACCCCCAGCAGGAACAGACGACUGGACAGGCCCCUGGGUCCCUCCAGCAGAGACACAGAAAGGCUGGUGUGGUUCUCCAGAAUCCCCAGCGGGAACAACAGAAGAAGGCCGGACGGGCCCCUCGGACCCUCCAGCAGGAACAGGUGGCUGGACAGGCUCCUCGGGCCCUCCAGCAGUGACAGGAGGCUGAACGGGCCCCUCAGACCCUUCAGCGGAGACGGAAGACGGCUGGAGCGGUUCUCCAGAACCCCCAGCAGGAACAGGUGCGGUAUGAUGGCGCCUGUGUUUGGCUUUGCCGCUGCCGGGUGCAGUUUGUCCCACUCUUUCAUCGUGCUGUUUUUCUCUGCUCUGCUGUUUUCUAUUUGUAUCAAUGAUGUACUGGCUGCCUUGGUUUAUGAUCGUUUGACGCUGUUAUCCAUCCGAUCUUCAAUGAUGGCUCAAGAUGUCUCAUCCUCCUCCUCCUUUGGCACUUUCCAUCCUCCGCCAGUGGCUGGAUCCUCAACCGGCGUCCUCAGCGGUCCCCACAGACCAUGGAGAAGGAGAGGAAGAGCAGGUAUCCAGGUGAAGCUUAGGCGUUUCUGGCAGCGGGGUCUGACUGGAAAGCGAUGUCGAGCGUGCUUUGUUACCUAUGCUCAGAAAAGCUCCAUGGAGGGGAAUUUGUUUUCCACGUCCCUGCUUGGAUACGCUGGGUCCGGCUCUCCAAGACCGUGCUGCCUCAGGAGGGUUCAUCCAGACUCUCCUGCUGACUGGCUUUUCAUCCCAUCGCAUAUUUUGAGCCCCUUUGAGGACAUUCGCUACCACUGCUACGCAGACGACAUCCAGAUAUUUAUGUCUUUUAAACCUGAAGAUGUUUCUAAGCUGCAGAUUCUAAAUGUGUGCUUAGAAUCCAUCAAAGCUCAGAGGGAGCAGAACAAAAGCAGUCAUUACAACUCACCACUGGGAGUUGCUCCACAGAGACAGAGUGGUGACGGCAUGAGCGCCGCUUUCUCCGGGAAGUGGGAGGUGGCAAACUGGGCUGCAAAUCCUCCAACGGACCGGGCUGCGAUGAGGAAGCAGAGAGUAGGAGAAGUACCCAAAGUGCAGACCCCGGAGACAGACGUGAACUCAAAAGCAGCUUUAAUGCUGAACUCAAAAGGAUUUGAUCCUGGUGGAGUCCGAUGGCUGAGGCAUGGUCUGAAAAAAUAUUCCUGCGAACUCACAAUUGACCCAAACUCAGUACACAGUAGGAUCAAGUUGUCUGACAACAACAAGGUGGCUGUGUAUGUAAUGGAGGCUCAGUCAUAUCCUGAUCAUCCAGACAGAUUUGAUCAAUAUCCUCAACUGCUGUGUGGAAAUGGUCUGACUGGUCGCUGUUACUGGGAAGUCGAGUGGAGAGGAAGGAUUCAUAUAUCAAUGAGUUACAGAAGAAUCAGAAGGAAAGGAGACAGUAACAACUGUGUGUUUGGAGGAAAUGAACAGUCCUGGAGUCUUUUCUACUAUGAUGGUGGUUACUCUGUCUGUCACAAAAACAAAGAAAUAUCCAUCACCACCAUCUCCUCCUCCUCCUCUGUCCCUAACAGAGUAGCGGUGUAUGUGGACUGUCCUGCUGGCACUCUGUCCUUCAACAAAGUCUCCUCUGACACUCUUAUCCACCUCCACACCUUCAACACCACAUUCACUGAACCUCUUUAUGCUGCAUUUGGACUCUGGUCUCCUGGUUCCUCAGUGUCUCUGUGUUCCCUGGAAUAA
Pelmatolapia mariae (spotted tilapia) is the source of this 4140-nucleotide messenger RNA. RefSeq lists its product as uncharacterized. Gene Ontology annotation, biological process: intracellular signal transduction. The coding region runs from base 1 to 4140 and encodes 1379 amino acids. The record is from RefSeq and is a predicted model, not a curated record. The transcript has 10 exons. Gene Ontology annotation, molecular function: protein binding. NCBI's taxonomy places the organism in Eukaryota, Metazoa, Chordata, Actinopteri, Cichliformes, Cichlidae.